This is a messenger RNA of Epinephelus moara (kelp grouper), 1582 nucleotides long. RefSeq names its product ephrin-A5b-like. The record is from RefSeq and is a predicted model, not a curated record. Gene Ontology annotation, molecular function: ephrin receptor binding. Gene Ontology annotation, biological process: ephrin receptor signaling pathway; regulation of cell-cell adhesion; axon guidance. Gene Ontology annotation, cellular component: plasma membrane; external side of plasma membrane. Bases 782 to 1471 code for a protein of 229 amino acids. The transcript is spliced from 6 exons. NCBI's taxonomy places the organism in Eukaryota, Metazoa, Chordata, Actinopteri, Perciformes, Serranidae.
CGCUGCAGACUUGCUUUGGUUCCUCCACAUUGAUAACACCGCUUUCUCGUGCGCUCUCGGUGAUGUGGCGGAGCAGCUCGUCAGGGGACGUUUAACCCGGAGAGUGUGCGCGUUUACGCAGAGGUUUGAUUUACUGCGUGUGUUGCUGUUGUUGCUCGGCAGGGCAGCUGCGGGUUCAGCCGGAGCUGGAGCUGCUGGUUUCUUCUUUUUUGGCUUCUUGGUUGAUUCGCAGCGAACAAGGAGGAGAGAUCCGGAGCUGCUGGAGAGACUGACGGCACAAAGACUGCGCUUCUCUUCUCUUUCUCUUUAUAUUGUGGAACAUUCAUCCUCUGGUUUUUCUUUUUUUUUAAUCCACUGCGUACCUUCUCUUCUCUUCUCUGUGGGAAAUUCAAGACGAGUUGGAGAAACUGUUCGCUGCGCUGCGCGGAGUUGAGUCGGAGGAAGAUUGUUCAGGCAGAAAUACUGUGGAUUUCCAGCGUCUCUUUACGACUUUAAGUAGAACUGGUUUUCAUUAAAGCGAAGGAAGAGUGAGUGUUUGGUGCAAAGUAAUUGAUCGGACUGUCAAAACGCAGACUGAGCGAGAAACCGCUGUUUUACAACAACAGAUAAAUAUUGCUUUAGAUGUGUUGUAAACACGGAGGACACACCGAGGCUGCAUCUGUGAGGGAAUAAAAAAGCGCAAAGUGGACUCUCCUCACAACAUCUCACCACCAGAAUCCUUAAACCUGAACCAGAGGAGGGACUGUAAACCAUUUAUCUUCACCGGAGUUCCAGAGCAAAUAUGCCGCAGGUGGAAAUGAUCCUCUUCCUCAUCCUCAUCAUUGUGAUGUGUGUGUACGGCCAGGACCCGGCUUCUAAGGUGGUGUCCGACCGCUACGCCGUCUACUGGAACCGGACCAACCCCAAGUUUUACCGGGGUGAUUACCACAUCGACGUCUGCAUCAACGACUACCUUGACGUCUACUGUCCACACUACAUAGGCCCGGUUUCAGACGAGCGGGCCGAACGCUACGUCCUCUACAUGGUGAACUACGACGGCUACAGCUCCUGCGACCACACCGCGAAGGGCUUCAAACGCUGGGAGUGCAACAGGCCUCUGUCACCGAACGGACCGCUGAAGUUCUCGGAGAAGUUCCAGCUCUUUACUCCAUUCUCUUUAGGCUUCGAGUUUCGCCCUGGAAGAGAGUAUUACUAUAUCUCCUCCAUCACUGACGACAAGGGAAGAAGGAGCUGCCUUCGACUCAAAGUCUUCGUCAGGCCUCAAAACAAUUGUGUGAAAAACUCUGGGACCGUGCAGGAAGGGGUCGAUUUUGAGGACAACAGUCACAACUCUCUAGAACCCAGAGACGGCAUCGGUCACGAGUCGCCAGAGCCGGCUCGAAGGGAUGUUAACUCCACCGGUCGACGCCAGACUUCAGUCGCCCUGCUCAGCUCCGCCCUCAUACUCCUGGCUGCCAUCUUGUCUUUAUAGCGCCCAGUCUGAGGAUUCCCCCUAGGAAUGGACUGCCCUGAUUGGACCACAGGCCGCCCUACCCUGCAACCCCUCCCCUCAAGGAGCACUUUUUAAAAAAGAAAAAGAAAA